This is a messenger RNA of Gadus chalcogrammus (walleye pollock), 3449 nucleotides long. RefSeq names its product ATG16 autophagy related 16-like 1 (S. cerevisiae) (gene atg16l1). Gene Ontology annotation, biological process: autophagosome assembly; negative stranded viral RNA replication. The record is from RefSeq and is a predicted model, not a curated record. Gene Ontology annotation, cellular component: autophagosome membrane. Gene Ontology annotation, molecular function: protein binding. The coding region runs from base 202 to 2004 and encodes 600 amino acids. The transcript is spliced from 20 exons. Lineage: Eukaryota; Metazoa; Chordata; Actinopteri; Gadiformes; Gadidae.
CGCCCGGAUGAUGUCAUUCUACUGCGACACUCCAGGAAGAAGCGGUCGGAGGCAAAAUGGACGUGAAGUCAAAGCAAGAGACCGAGGGAGCUGGCGUCGGUUAAGUACUGAAAAUAGCAUCGUCUCCAGUCAGCUAAACCUCAACCCACCGGCCAGCGUGCGAAGGUCUACUAGUCGGCGAGAGGAGUCCAUGCGGCGGCGAUGGCGGACCGACGUGGGGACACCUGGAAGAGACACAUCUCCGAGCAGCUGAGGAUGCGGGACAGAGUCCAGCGCCAAGCCUUCGAGGAGAUCAUCAGCCAAUAUAACCGUCUGCUGGAGAAGUCUGACAUGCAGGCCGUUCUUUCGGAGCGGUACCAGAGUGAUGGACCCAGAGGAUCCCAACUCAGUGCGGCGGAUGGGGGUAUGCGGGGAGACAUCCAGCAGGAGAUGUCCCAGAUGAGGAUUAAACACCAAGAGGAGCUUACGGAGCUCCACAAGAAGAGAGGAGAGUUGGCCCAGAAUGUAAUCGAGCUGAACAACCAGAUCCAGCUGAAGGACAAGGAGAUCCAGCGCAAUGAGGCCAAGAUCUCGGAGUACCAGACACAGAUCGCUACUCUGGAGGGAGACUGUCGAAAGCUCAACACUUUCCUCCAGGAUCUGGAGAGGGCCAAUCAGAUGCUGAAGGACGAGUACGACGCUCUGCAGAUCACCUUCAGCGCUCUGGAGGAGAAGCUGAGGAGGACGACGGAGGACAACCAGGAGCUUGUGUCUCGCUGGAUGGCCGAGAAGGCCCAGGAGGCCAACCGACUAAACGCAGAAAACGAGAAGGACUGCAGGAGAAGACAAGCCAAGCUACAGAAGGAGCUAGCGGACGCAGCCAAGGAGCCGCUGCCCCUCGACCCGGACGACGACAUCGAGGUUCUUGCCGAGGACGGCGGGAAGGGGCCGGGCGAGGCCUCGUCUCCCAGUCGAUCCCUGAGUCGGACCCCCAGUAAGAGGAUCUCUCAGGUUCCCCCUGGUGGCCUGCUGGACUCAAUCGGCAACAUAUUUGGGCGUCGCCCUGGUAACUCUCUGAGUACGUCACCAGAGAACACGGAGGCUCCAAUGGGAGGGGUGGAGGUUCGAGUCCCAUCCACGGCACUGCACGUCUUCGAGGCUCAUGAUGGAGAGGUGAACGCAGUGCGCUUCAGUCCCGGCUCUCGUCUCCUGGCAACCGGAGGCAUGGACCGACGGGUCAAACUGUGGGAGGUGGUCUCCGGUCACUGUGAACCCAAAGGAGCCCUCACUGGGAGCAACGCUGGCAUCACCAGUAUAGAGUUCGACAGCGCCGGCUCCUACCUGCUGGCGGCCUCCAACGACUUUGCGAGUCGCAUCUGGACUGUGGACGACUUCAGGCUGAGACACACCUUGACGGGCCACAGCGGGAAGGUUCUGGCGGCUCGCUUCCUAUUGGACAACACUCGCAUCGUUUCCGGGAGUUACGACCGCACCCUCAAACUAUGGGACCUACGCAGUAAAGUCUGUAUGAAAACGGUGUUUGCGGGCUCAAGUUGUAAUGACAUCGUCUGCACAGAGCAGUGUGUCAUGAGCGGCCAUUUUGACAAGAAGGUUCGCUUCUGGGACAUCAGGGCAGAGAGCAUCGUGAGGGAGCUGGAGCUUCAGGGUAAGGUCACCUCUCUGGACCUGAGCCAGGAGCGUACCGAGUUGCUCACCUGCUCCCGGGACGACCUCCUGAAGAUCAUAGACCUCCGAACCAACACAGUCCGCCACACCUUCAGUGCCCCGGGAUUCAAGUGCGGGGCGGACUGGACCAGAGUCUGCUUUAGUCCUGACAGCAACUACGUGGUGGGGGGUUCUGCGGACGGCGGGGUCUACGUGUGGAACGUUCUGACAGGGAAACUGGAACGCCUCCUGGACAAGCACCACAGCUCGGCAAUCAACGCAGUGUCCUGGUCUCCGUCAGGCGCCUUCGUCCUCAGCGUGGAGAAGGGAAGCAAAGCUGUGCUCUGGUCCGACCUGUGAUUGGUGGCUCAGCGCUUUGUGUUCGACGUGGGAUCGGCUGCUCAGCACUUUGUUUUUUCCGACCUCGGAUUGGCUGCUCAGCCCUCCGGUCCGACCUAGGAUUGGCUGCUCAGCCCUCCGGUCCCACCUGUGAUUGGCCACGGAACCAUCCAGAAGCUUGAACUUGGCGCAGCUGUUCAGACUGUAGAAGCAGCGCAGUGCUGCUGCUGCUGCUGCUGCUGGGAGCUCUGGAGGCAAGGGACAACACGAAUAUAUUCAUGUAUGUGUAUAGAUGUACAUCUAUAUAUCACGCAAAGACUAUUCUCUAAGCAAGCAGAGAAAUGCUUUUAAGACUGCUGUUGAUUUAAACAUUGGCUUUUAACGUUUGGGAAGCCUGUGUACAAUGUUUUAAUGUGGUGUUGUUGGUCCCUGUGACCCCCCUCCCCCCCCCCCACGUAUUGUCUGCUGCGUACGUGUGGAUGAAGUCACUGAAGUAAAAGCUCACCCACCAACCUUUGUCUUGGUGUCUUUGUACUCAGAAGCUCGGCCAAUGAGAACGUAGGAGUCGUCAACAAGAAAGAAACGCACAUGUGUCAUGUUGCUUUAACUUUAUCGGUCUUUGCUGCUAGGUUAACUCUGAAAAGUUGGGAUCCCCCACCUGUAACUAGCUGGUUAACUCUGCAAAGCAGAGGUAACUGGUAACUAGCUGGUUAACUCUGCAAAGCAGAGGUAACCAGCUAGUAACAGGUUGGGGAUCCUGCUGUGCUGGAGUCUUCUAGGCCAAAAACUUGGCAAGUUGGACCAGGAUCCGGCCUGGGAUUUGAUCUCGCUGGAAGUCAAUGGUCCAACUAAUCAGCGGGCCACCAAGCCUCAAGAGGAGUGCUCUUAAACAAGGCAGUUCCCUAUCCUUUCCCCUUUACUUAUCUAAUUCACAUCACAGCCACAAUAUCAAACUAAUUGGUGCUUUCUGAUUAGCUAGUUAAAGUCCAGAUGUUGCUUUUAAUGUAACUGAUUUAUCAAAGUUUAUCUGGCUCCACCUGCUGGCAAAUGUUUUUCUAUUACUUUAAAUUGCCUGCCCAGUGAUAUUGGUCUUGACAACUUUGAAUAUAAUUCAACACAAGCUGCUAUGGGUGUAGAACCACAAACGUGUAGGACUAGCCCCUGUUUUAACUCUGACCUCCCCUGGCCAAACUUUCAACCGGUCACUCCCACCUGCAUAUCUGCCCACCUGCCUGGCCUCGGAUAAGGAGCUUCUGAGCUUGGCCACUAAACUGCUGAGUCUGAUAACAUGGGUUUAAAGACUGUCUCCAGUAUGUGUAUGCUUAUUUAUUCAUGGCUUUGACGACUGGAUUCUGAUUGGUCAAUCCCAGCUCUAAUCCUAAUUCUGUUGAAUAACUGAACAUGGCUAUGGACACUAUUUCCAACGGGUGAAUCUAACAAUUUUGUGAAAUAAAGAUUUCUUAAAC